AAACAGAAUUUACGAAAAUCGAUAAAAAAUAUUGCAUGGAAAAAACUGCAAUCUUAAGCUCAAUGAAGAGAAAACAAAGGAGAUACAGAACUACUUUUAAUAACCUGCAGUUGCAAGAGCUGGAGCGUGCGUUUCAACGUACACAUUACCCUGAUGUCUUUUUUCGUGAAGAAUUGGCGGUACGAAUUGAUUUAACUGAAGCUCGUGUACAAGUCUGGUUUCAAAACAGACGUGCGAAAUGGCGUAAACAAGAAAAAGUGUGUGUAAAAGAUUUGGAUGAUAUCAAUGCGCAGGCGUAUGAUGAGAAUGUACAAAUGGGUCAGCUAGACAAUCCAUUAGGUAAUACUUUGCUGCCCGACACACCACCACAAUCUGCCAAUUCAUUGGAUAAUGAGCCAAAACCACCUUUUGGUACUGGCGUUAUAACACCGACACGUAUGUCACCUAAUAUUUUCCUCAACCUUAACAUCGAUCAUAUGGGCUUAGAACGUGGUGGUGGUCUAUCAAUGGAAUGGUCAACAUAUCCACCGGUCGGUACGCUGUCAGCAUCCAUAUCAAUGCCAAAUGUAUCACAAUCACCGCCACCAUCUGUACUAGCUUCUAUAUCUCACAACAAUGAUCAUAUACACAAUCAACAUGCACAUAACCAACAAUCACAUCAUAAUCUCGUCAAUACAAGUUUACAUCCGUCACUAGACUUGGAUACAACUACGAACUCCACAUAUGAUGAAAUGAAAUUUUUGAAUGUCGAUCAAUUUACAAUUGAUAACUUCAAAGCGGAGUGUAUAUUAAAUUUAGAUCAUGCUUUAAUUUUGGAUGACAAGCCUAGCCAUAUGCAACAACAACACAUGACCUCAUUUGAUACUGGUCAACAACACCAGCAUCCGCAUGAUAGCUUACAACAAACUUUAUUAUCUCACAAUGAUAACACACAUUUGCAACAAGACGACCAUCAUCACCAUACAUCACAAUUGCUUCAGGAAUCACUGCAACAUCAUACGCACUCACUCAGCCUUGAUAUGCCAUCAUUUGGACUAUCGUCGUUAGACUCAUCGAAGUCUCCACCGUUAUUGGUGCUUGAUAAAUCGUUAUCACUGAAUAUCAGUGUCGAUGGCAUUGGUGAUCUUGUAGAUGAUAAAUUUUAAUAGCUCGCUGCUGGCAUAGUGAGAGCCCUAACGUUAAGAACACUAAUCUGUAGACAAAUGAGUUUAAUUUUAAGAUACAAACACAAACCAUAAUUUUAUCGUUUAGCUUAAGUUUUUAGUUAUUUAUUAUUUAAUAAUUUUAUAAGUUAAAUUUAGUUAAUCAAAAAGAUCUGUAGAGCGUAUCAUUAUAUUGUUCUUUAGCGAUCUUCAUUAACGCACGAGAAAAAGGGGCUAAUUUCUUUUUUUUUUAAAUAAUUCUUUAGAUGUUUUUAAAAAUUUCAUAGAUAAGUUUGAAAGGAAUAAAUUAGUGCAAAUAAUCAAAAUAAAAUCAAAAGAAUGAUAAUGUCAUUCAAAUUGCCUAUUUGACUUUCUCAAAUUCAAAUGGAGUAAAUUUAUUCAAUAGCCAAAAUACAGAACGGUUGUGUAGGAUAAUUCGUUCAUAAGAG
Teleopsis dalmanni is the source of this 1591-nucleotide messenger RNA. Its product is annotated as retinal homeobox protein Rx-like. Gene Ontology annotation, molecular function: DNA-binding transcription factor activity, RNA polymerase II-specific; RNA polymerase II transcription regulatory region sequence-specific DNA binding. The transcript is spliced from 3 exons. Gene Ontology annotation, biological process: regulation of transcription by RNA polymerase II. The record is from RefSeq and is a predicted model, not a curated record. Lineage: Eukaryota; Metazoa; Arthropoda; Insecta; Diptera; Diopsidae. Bases 36 to 1145 code for a protein of 369 amino acids.